ACUUGUAAAACUUUAUGGAUGUUCAGCAAGACCAUUUGUACCUCGUUGCAAUGGAAUUGUUUCAGGUUUCAUUUACAAAGACUCUCUGAAAGACUGUUUAAUCGCCAUUAAAUUCACAUUGAGAAAAUCAGGAGAAGAUGGCUUCUCUCAUCUCAGAAAACUUCAAAUUUAUUGCACUCUUCUUCAGGAGUAAGGAUGUCAUGAUCUUCAAUGGUCUGAUAGGUUUAGGAACAGUGGCCAGUCAGACAGCAUACAAUAUUUUUGCAUUUAAUUGUCCAUGUUCACCAAAGAAAAAUUACCGGUACGGUCUGGCUGCCAUUGGUGUACCAGCUCUGGCUUUUUUUGUGAUUGGCUUGACACUCAAUCGAAAUACCUGGGACGUUGUGUCAGAGUGUCGGACCAGAAAAUGCCGGAAACUAUCGGUGACUGCUGCUUUUGCUCUUUUGGGCUCCAUUGUGGGCAGAGCAGUCGUUGCCCCCAUCACUUGGUCUGUUAUUUCCCUCCUGAGAGGGGAGGCGUAUGUCUGUGCUUUAAGUGAGUUUGUAGACCCCUCUUCUUUGGAUAAUUUCCCUCCUACUACAAAGAUUCCAGAAAUCAUGGCCCGGUUUCCAUGUAAGGAUGUACCUGCUCCAUUUAUGAACUACUCAAGAGUGAUUGAACGCCAGUUAAAGUAUGAGUCCCAGCUGUUGGGCUGGUUGCUGGUGGGAAUCAUCUCCCUUACUGUCUUUCUGCUUCUCUGUCUAAAACACUGCUGCUCUACCCUUGGCUACCAGCAGGAGGCGUACUGGUCCCAGUAUCGUUCCAGCGAAGAAGCUCUUUUCCAGCGUACAGCUGAAGUGCAUGCUAAAUACAAUGCAGUUGAAUGUGUCAAGAGCUUCUUUGGCUUUGCAGCCUUAGAAGAUCAGGAGAAGGAGCUUCUUGCAAACUGUCAGGGAAUCAAGAAUGUCAUACCCAGAAUGGAGUGGAACCGCGUCACUGGAGUUUACAUGUACAGAGAGACUGGUGACACUCCCCUGUACAGCCGCUUGAACAAAUGGGACAUGUAUACAAAGGAGCUCAGCGAUUGAAAAAGAUUUUGGGGGUAAUAAGUUGGGUGUUUUAUUCUGUCUUCAGUGGCCAUUUUAUACAUUCUGAAUUAUU
Molecule: messenger RNA, 1140 nt
Organism: Rhinichthys klamathensis goyatoka
Lineage: Eukaryota; Metazoa; Chordata; Actinopteri; Cypriniformes; Leuciscidae
Gene: calhm2.1
Product: calcium homeostasis modulator family member 2, tandem duplicate 1
Exons: 3
Coding region: 138-1067 (309 amino acids)
Molecular function (GO): monoatomic cation channel activity
Source: RefSeq, a predicted model, not a curated record